Cydia splendana is the source of this 2938-nucleotide messenger RNA. Its product is annotated as polynucleotide 5'-hydroxyl-kinase NOL9. Gene Ontology annotation, biological process: cleavage in ITS2 between 5.8S rRNA and LSU-rRNA of tricistronic rRNA transcript (SSU-rRNA, 5.8S rRNA, LSU-rRNA). Gene Ontology annotation, cellular component: nucleus. Gene Ontology annotation, molecular function: polynucleotide 5'-hydroxyl-kinase activity. Lineage: Eukaryota; Metazoa; Arthropoda; Insecta; Lepidoptera; Tortricidae. The coding region runs from base 70 to 2811 and encodes 913 amino acids. The record is from RefSeq and is a predicted model, not a curated record. The transcript is spliced from 6 exons.
AUAAAGUACAAUUUACAUUUUGGUUGAAAAUAAUGUUCAAUAAGAAGUGACCAAAGCAAUUAGAUUUGUAUGGAGUUUUUCGAAAAAGCGCAUGUUGUAAAACGGAAUCACAACACAGACGACAAUAUGAAGAAACAACUAAAGCAAAUGCUGUACGGGUACAAACAAAACGAUAAUCGGCUCAUUCGAGACGCGGCUAAUGUUGAAAAGGAAGAUGAUUCCUCAUCUGUAAGUGGAUUUUCCGACCUCGACUUGACAGCAUCCAGCAGCGAGGGAAACAGCACACGGCAAAGGAUUUCUUUUAUAGGACCCGGAAGCGUAAGAGAUACUGCAAUUGUCAACUUAGAUGAUUCUGUAGAUGGUCAAUCACAUAAAUCUUCAAAUCUAGACAGUAGCUUUGAGGAAAAUGUUAGUUUGCCAAAGACCAGUGAUGUGUCUCUUUCUGAUAUAAACGAGGACAUCGAAAGUCUCUCUGAAGGCUCUAUUUCUAUUGUUGAAGGCAUUGAGAGUGAUGAUCAUUUCUCAAUGACUAGCACUUCUGUAGAUUCCGCCUCAGAUGUUGAGUCCAGCACUAGUGAACCGUUUGAUCCCGAUGGCAGCUUGGCCUCAAAAAUAUUUGAAAAAUUAAAACUGAGAGACAAUCCUAAAGUUUCCAGAAAGGAAAGAAAAAGGAAAAUAGGUCAGAUACCAGAAUCUGAGAAUUAUAGUCAAGAAUCUAUUCUGAUGGAAAGUGACUCAAGCGUGGAGUUGCUUUCUGAUAAAGGAUUAGAGAGACAUUCAGAAGACACUGUUGACUACUCAAAUACUGCAUCACCUUCAUUUGUUUCUAUAACCGCAGUAGACAUGCCCCAUCAAACCCUCAGCGAUGUACUCGGAGACUACACAUACCCAACCAUCAGAAACUUGCCAUCUGAAGCCCAGAAUGUGUUUGCUACUAAUAAGUCUGGUAUAUUCCCAACAUUGGAUGAUGAGAGUGUGAAUGAUGCAAAUGAUAGUUUACUCCCUGAGUUAGGAAGUGAGGUUGAUGACCCAGAAGUCAUGGACUUAGAGUCCAGUUCAGACAUGCCAGUGGAAGAGAGCUCAUUUGCUUAUGACGAUACCAUACAAUCAGAGGAAACAUUCCAAAGAGAAGCUUCAACAGAGUCAGUUGACACCAACUAUGUCAAUCCUGUAAAUAUUUUUUAUGGGAAAUAUUGCUGCAUACUAAUCCUUAAGCAUCCUACUGAAAUAUUCAUUCAUGGAAAAGUGAAAGUCACAUCAUUGGGAGGUUUAGUAGAAAUUGGUGGCUACACUCUACAAGAUAAGACUUAUAGGGUUUACACACCAAAUUACAACUGUGCUCAAUACUUACGGACACUAGACCAUGAUAAGGGCUAUUAUGGGUUAUUUGGAAAGCUGACAGGAUCCGGCCUGUCCGUGGUGGCUGCUGAAGAAAUUGUAACUACCCUCAGUCCCCAUGACAGUGUUGUACAAUUGCAACCAUUGCAUGAUAGAGUAGCUCAGUUUGUAGAGAACAGCUGCACUAUAACAGAUCUGUUUUCCAAGACCAAUAAGAAUGUUGAUGGCUGCUUCAGAAAAGCAUCGGACUUUUUGGGAUGCUCACUGUACCUUAUGAAACCUUGGAAGAGUUUUGAAGAGAAUCCUUGUUGGAGCCAAGCUUUGCAACAUGGAUAUAAGCACCAAAGCAGAGGAAUCGUAUGCGGUGGUAAAGGCUCGGGCAAGAGCUCGUUCCUCCGCUACUACGUGAACAAAAUGUUGUCGCGCGGUCCCGCGCUGGUGCUGGACCUGGACCCGGGGCAGAGCGAGUUCACGCCGGCUGGCUCCGUGUCGGCUACUGUGGUGGAGGAACCGCUGCUUGGACCGGCUUUCACGCACUUGAAGACACCCGAAAGGAUGUUGAACAUCGGUAUCAUUAACACAAUGGACAACCCGAGACGCUACGCGACAGCGGUGCAACAACUCAUCGCCUAUUGCCACAGCGAGCCCCGCUUCCGCGACCUGCCCUGGAUCGUCAACACCAUGGGCAUGGUCAACGCCCUAGGCCUCCAGUUCAUGGCCCUGAUAACCAUACUUCUACAACCCACAUUCAUUCUGCAAAUUGACUCUAAAAACCCUAAAAAGAGAUACGCACAUUAUCUUGAUUCUGACACAGUCAAAUCUCUGUAUUAUAAGUAUCAGUAUAACUAUCUUUUCAAACCAAUUAAGUUACAGAAUGAGUUGGAUUAUGCCUUGAUAGUGUCAAACGCUGAUAGUGUUAAGGGCAAUUUCUCCCUGCCGCCUAAGGAGGAGAGAUACCUAAACUUUUUGGCCUAUUUUGGCAGCAUGAUGACUAAUCAUGCCACUGACGACUUCCUGCUGAGCGUUGUUCCGUAUGAAGUGGACCUACGCAACUUAUACAUCGCGUUGAAUGUUAGAAUCAACGAAGACAACAUAGCGCGGGUGAUCAACGGUAAAAUAGUAGCGCUGUGCAAACACCAGGGAGAUAGCGGCAAGAUCUACACGCUCAAAGACACUCCGCUACGGUGCUACGGACACGGGCUAGUUCGCGGGAUAGACUUGGAGAAGGGGCUGUGCUACGUGGUGACGCCGGCGGCGGGGGAGCGGCUGGGCGCGGCGGACACGCUGCUGUACGCGGACUGGGCGCCGGAGCUGCGGGCGGGAGGCAGCUUGCCGGCGGCGGCCGCGCUGCCCUACCGCGCACCCGCCGCGGCGCUGCAGCGGCAGCUCAUGUCGGCGCCCCGCCGCCGCUACAACCCGCUACAACUACUCAAAAUGUCUAGGGUUCCUAAAGUGAAAGCUUCCGUUAGUUAAUAAAAGUGUAAUUGGAGUAGAUCCAACAUGUCAUCUUAAAUUAUAAAAGGAAGUCUAAUUUUAUGUUAAUUCAUGUAUAUUUGAAAGAUAAUUUUGUACUUACAAUACUAAUAAAACAUAACAUAGA